CUGGUUCUGUGUAUAGUCUGAGAGGUGCUGUCAAAAAAUGGCAACAGAGAGGACUUGUAUGAGUGCAGGUCAGCAGAGCAGCUUUCUGCUGCGAGCCACGCUGCUGUACAUGCUGCUCUGCAGCCCCCAACACGUGCGCUCUGACUCGGACGAGGCGGUCCUGACUGAGUGGGAAAUUUGGAAAAGCAUCAAUGGCAUAAACUACGAGGAACGAGAUGACAUGCAGAGGAGAGCUAUCUGGGAGGAGAAUCACAGGAUGAUCAACGAUCACAACCAACGGUUUCUCACGGGGAAGAGGCCUUUCUCUAUGGGCAUGAAUAAAUAUGGAGACUUAACAGGACAGGAGUACAGAGUUCUGCAAGGAGCUGUGAUGAACGCCCAGUUCGUAAAGAGAGGAAAGGAAGUCUCUGCCCGCCGGCUGCGUUACAAUGCAAGGAAAUCAGAGGCUGGGUUUGUUGACUACAGAAACAUGGGCUAUGUCACUGAAGUUAAAGACCAGGGUUACUGUGGUUCUUGUUGGGCUUUCAGCACAACAGGAGCGAUAGAAGGACAAAUCGUCAAGAAAACAGGGCAGCUUUUAUCUCUGAGUGAACAAAACCUGGUGGACUGUUCAAGACCUUAUGGUACCCAUGGGUGCAGUGGUGCCUGGAUGGCCAGUGCCUAUGACUAUGUGCUCAGCAAUGGGCUGCAGACGACAGACAGCUACCCGUACACGUCGGUGGACACACAGCCUUGUUUCUAUGACAGCAGGCUUGCUGUGGCUCACAUCAAAGACUACAGAUUCAUCCCACAGGGAGAUGAACAGGCUCUGGCUGAUGCCGUGGCAACCAUUGGCCCGAUCACCGUGGCGAUUGAUGCUGAUCAUGCAAGUUUCCUGUUCUACAGCUCAGGAAUUUAUGACGAGCCCAACUGCGACCCAAACCGUCUGAGUCACGCAGUCCUGCUGGUUGGCUAUGGCUCAGAAGAGGGACAGGACUACUGGAUCAUUAAAAACAGUUGGGGAAGCAGCUGGGGUGAAGGCGGCUACAUGCGGAUCAUCCGGAAUGGAAGCAACACCUGUGGCAUUGCUAGUUAUGCCUUGUAUCCAAUAUUGUGAUGAUGAUUUUUACUGCUGAAUUCUUCCACAAGACUGGAGCUCCUCAAGAGCUGUCAGCAAACACCUCGUCUUAGUUCUUCCCCAUCUCAUUUCCAGACGUUUGAGCAACGAUUCUGUUUACGGCCGCUUCUUUUAGAGAUGCAGAACACACGGGGAAACCUUCAGAUGUACAUAAUUUUAAAUGCAAAAAGAAAAAGCAGCUUCUUUUGGGGAGUUCAAUUAGCCUCUUAUAAACAUGUCAAAAUAUUUUAGUGGAGUUGACAUGUCUCUAAUCCCUUUUUUUCCUUUCCUUUUCUUUCUUCUGAGAUGUUCUCUGGCGCAUUUUCAGCUGCCCGUCCAUUAAAGCUUCUUAAUCAUA
Oryzias latipes (Japanese medaka) is the source of this 1454-nucleotide messenger RNA. RefSeq names its product cathepsin 12 (gene cts12). NCBI's taxonomy places the organism in Eukaryota, Metazoa, Chordata, Actinopteri, Beloniformes, Adrianichthyidae. Gene Ontology annotation, biological process: proteolysis. The record is from RefSeq and is a predicted model, not a curated record. Gene Ontology annotation, molecular function: cysteine-type peptidase activity.